AUGAAUAGAGAUACAUUCUUCGAUUGGUUUCGUAAUAUUUUGCCCAUGCUAAAAGAUGGGGCUGUCAUAGUGAUGGACAAUGCCUCGUAUCAUAGCAUUAAAAUGGAAAAAUACCCAAAUAUGACGUGGAGAAAAAAUGAUAUGAUUACGUGGCUUGCCAGUAAGGGGGAAAAAGUGGAACCAUAUUUCGUGAAGGCGCAAUUAUUAGAGCUAGUUAAGAAGUAUAAGAAAGAACAGAAUUAUGUCAUUGAUGAAUACGCCAAGCAACAUGGCCAUGAAGUGUUGCGACUUCCCCCGUACCACUGUGAAUUAAACCCCAUCGAAUUAGCAUGGGGAUAUAUUAAAGAAUACGUCAGAGGACGUAACGUAACGUACAAGUUGCCAGACGUACGGCAACUGAUAUACGAAGCCAUCGAGAAUGUAUCUCCAGUGAUGUGGCAGAAUUUUAUUCGUCACGUAACAGGACAGGAAAAUAGACUCCAGGAAUUGGAUAACAUCACGGAUUCGAUGUUAGACGAUGGGGCUGAACGGGUGGACUCACCGGCCUCGUCGUCACACUCCGAAACCGACUCAAAGUAG
Molecule: messenger RNA, 579 nt
Organism: Hylaeus volcanicus
Lineage: Eukaryota; Metazoa; Arthropoda; Insecta; Hymenoptera; Colletidae
Exons: 1
Coding region: 1-579 (192 amino acids)
Molecular function (GO): nucleic acid binding
Source: RefSeq, a predicted model, not a curated record